UUCACCCCUCUUACAUAUGUAUGGAAUUCCCCCUGACCACACACGCACGCAUUUAAAUAUAGCUGAAACACACACACAAAACAUGCACAACCCCUUAAGCAUGCAUACAAAUAUAACCAGCCUCUUCCAUCUCUCAGCCCCUUCCUUUAUUUAUUUUUUUUUUUUUUUACAUUCCCACGAGUAGAGACGCGCUUCUGGAGGAACUGAAGCUGCUACUCUGUGCGGCUCUCUGGGAAUAAAACAGGAUUUURCCAGAUUCAUCGAGCGCUUCUGUUCCUUAAAACCAUUUGAAUGAUCCGUCGCCUGUUUUGACCUGAAACCAAGUUUUUUAUUUUUUGGACGCAAACGGUUUGGAGUUUURACGCAUUCUGUCACACCAGCGGGGACGUCACAACUCCCGUUUCCUUCACCAAGGACCAUUUCUCCGAUGUGGAGUCCCAGUUUACGACUUUACAGAAGAAGAAUGAGACGGAAAAGGGAUUUCCUUUGAUUUCUAAUUAGCGUGCCUCUCCGCCGCCCUCGCGCUUGUGCGCGCGCCGUACAACUCUCUCCACGAGGCGCAAAGAGCCGCUCCGCGCAGAACAAAGCCGUCAGAAUCGACACUUUUAUUUGUGGCGCUCGAGGAGUCCCAGUUGAACAAAUCAUGAUGGUUCUUCUCCGUCGUUAGGGAGCUCGUGGAGCUGUAACGACCCCCCUAUUUUAAAGCGCCGCCUGUGAGCCAGGGGUCAGCUGCAGCCGCCUCUYUGGAAGAUGGCUUUGGAGUUUUUCCCAGGUUAUAGCCUGAUCCCUCUGCGUGCCUAAUGGCACAGUGACAGUGGAAACUGGGCUUUUGUAAAGGUAAAGGAUGACGGCAGCAGCAGGUGUACUUACAGGCUUGGCCAAACUAAAACGCCAGGACUCGUCCCGCUCUCAGCAUCGGCCCCCGCCUACAGCAGGGCUGACCUCUGAGGGUGCCCCCAGAAAACGGAAGCGUCGCACCGAUGUUGUGGUGGUACGUGGUAGGCUCCGCCUCUACUCAGCCUCUGGGUUUUUCCUCUUCCUGGGACUGAUCAUCUUAGCAGUAGGGAUCGGGAUGGCAACACUGGGUUACUGGCCACACGGUAAAGUCGUUCCUACAGGAGGAGGACACAAGGCGGAGAAAGAUGUGACCAACGCAACUCGUGARGUUCAAGGUCCACAAUCCCAGCAUACUGGUGGUGCUUUGAUGCGGUUUCUGGAACAACAUCUUCACUCUGAGAGGAUGAAGAUGCUGGGACCKUUUACCAUGGGGAUUGGGAUCUUCAUCUUCAUCUGCGCUAAUGCAAUACUCCAUGAAAACCGGGACAGAGAAACUAAGAUAAUCCAUAUGAGAGACAUGUACUCGACUGUCAUCGACAUCCAUCGCCUCAGGCAGAAGGAGCAGAAACAAUACCUUCACCGCAGCAGCGUGUAUGGCAGAGAAAUGGGCGAUCUGCGAGCGUUUGGCGCCGACGCCACCGCACGUUUGGCCAGCAACUCCCUCUUGGCGUUUCCUUCUCGAACCGGGAGUCAAGGAUCGGCUGAGGAGGAGGAGGUGCUGCUGGGAGAAGAGGAGUUCCACAGGCGUAGCGAGAAGGCCAGGUUGGAUUGUAGCUUUGCCGGGUUGCUGGCGCCACUUUACAAGGAUCGUUCUUUCUGUGGUCCUGGGUUUGGGUUGGCUCGUUCGGAUCUGACGCACCACCAGUGGCCGGUGGACGGAGAUGGGGAGAGGAGAGGACACCACGCGGGCUCGAUCGUCUCCUCCUCCAUCUCUGCGUUCACGCUCCCCGUCAUAAAGCUCAACAACUGUGUGAUUGAUGAGCCAGAAAUGGAAGCGAUCACCGAGGAGGACAGGGGAGUGGAGAGACGAGAUGGAGAGAGGCCAGUGCCUCUCUGCUCCAUGGAGUCUCUGGUGGUGCCUGCAGCAUCGGCUGCGAAGGCCUCUAAACCGCUGGGCUUGAAGCGCAGUAACUCUGCGUCGUCUUCCUCUCGGAGCUCCUCUUUCUCCUCCUGCACCCUCUCCCCUGCUCCCUCCUCUACCUCAGGCUGCUGGCUUUCCCCCGGAGUGGCGAGGAGUGACUUUGGCUCCAAUUCCUCCCUGCACAGGCUCAACAGCUAUUCGAAAUCUCUGGACUUGGAGCGCAGGCCGAGCAUGCUCAGCGUGCAUCAAGAGCAGCGGAAGCACCCCAGCUGGCCCCGGCUGGACCGCAGCAACAGCAGCCGCAGUCACAGCGGAAACUGGGGCAGCAGCAGAGGCUACACGCGGCUGGAGGACCGGGAAGACCGGGAGGAACGAGGGGAGCGGCCGUCUGAUGCGGCGGCGACCGCGAUGGUGCGGCGCGACUUCAGCAAGCGCGAGAAACUGCUGAUGAUAUCGAGGUCGCACAAUAACCUGAGCUUCGAGCAGGACGAGUUCAACAACAGCACGCUGAAGAGAGGCAGCUCAGAGACUCGCUUCUGACCUGGUCCAUGAAGUGUUCUCCGCCCAUCAGAAGGCGAGUUUAAGAAAUAAAGUACUGGGAAAGCAAAAUCAAAAACGGUUUAAAUCCUUUCCUUUUUUAAACAGAAUAGUAGRAGUAGUGAGAAAUGUUUGAACCUGCACAAUAAAAGGUUUGCACAUCAUGACUGCCUACUGUACAACCAUAGAGGUGCUGUCUUACAUCUAKGAAACAUGUGAAGGAAGACGUUCCCUCCAGGAAUCAAUAAAAUAGCAACACAUUACAUAAGCAGUCUGCUCCAGUCUUUACCAGUUUUAGUUKAACUUUGAUGUUAAAUAAAGUUGGUGGCCUGUACAAUUCAACACAGAGGCCCACAUUGCCCUGCAGGCAUGUCUUACUGACCUUUCCCAGGAACUGUAGAAGAAAAAAAUGGCUGAAACCCUCCACCCCACCCCCCCACACACACACACCAAAAAAAGGCACCAGUUUGAGUUUUUUGUCUGUCUCUGCUUUACUGGCAUUUUAAUGAAAUGUAAUUAGAUUGCACUCUGGAUUAUUCAUUUUUCUUUACCGCCUUGAAGCUUCAUUAAAAACAAUUACUUGCAUUAUUGGUCAUCUAUUCUUUUAAAUUGUCCAAUUAAGUUUUAAUUCUUAARGCGCUUUACCCCGAUCAUAAAUUAUUUUUGACUAACAAUGAGGAUCAAUUAAACCUAGAAUAACAACAGGCAAAAAACUGGCCUUUUUAUUUCCUUCGCCUUACUGGGCUGUUUGAAAAAAACAAACAAACGACUGGUUAAACACGAUUGGCAUUAAGAGUUUCUGUGGGGAAAUGUGCUCCUAAGCUACUGUCACAAAGAUUUAUAUAUGUUUAAAUGUGUGUAGCUGAAAUCUAAACAAAGGUCAGUAUCACAUCCACCAGAAAGGAUAUCAAGUAAGUCAUCACAAAAAAGAUUUUAUUAUUAUUAUUAAUUUCUUGGCCUUAAAUUUUCUUCUUUUAUUUUUUAUUUUUUCAAAAUCACUGUAUGAGGAAUUUGUUACUCAUGUACCAACUAGGGUUAACUUUUCAUUGGAAUUAAGGGAAUUAGUCAAGAUUAUGCAAAAUAAAAGCAUAAAGGCAGGGCAGUGGUUAGAACUGUCGACUCUGCAAAAAGUUUCAGGACCGUCUCUCUGCGUCUUUGAUUGGAGUCUGCAUGUUUUCUCCUGGUACCCUUGAUCUCCAGUGACCCAAAACACUCAUGUUAGAUUCAUUGAUAACUAAAUUAUCUCUAUGCUGCAGCAUAUAAUGGGAGAAUGGGAGUUUUUCAUUGUCACCGUUUCUUUAUUUCACUGACAAUGGUUUUAAUUUUCAAUGCCAAAUCUCUUUUCCGAUGUCAGUACUGUACAGCUCUACAGGACCCAGAAAGAAAAAGCGGGUUCUGUAAGUCAAGCGAAGGUCUAAAAUCUCUGUCAAGGAUCAUGAGCCUACAAUACUUAAAAAUUUUACUCCUAUUAAUUCCCAUUAAUUCCCAUGUAAAGUUUCCAAAGUUGAAAAUUCCCGUAAUUCUUCAACCCCUAGUGCCAACAUAUACAAUUUCAAUCAAUGGUACUGUCUGUUUGUGGUCCUGAUCCAAGGUAGUCUCUGGUAUGUGUUUUAGACCCAACCUUCACCAACCUAUGUCAUUUUUUUCUGAUGCAUUUGCAUCUCCUGCCCAAAUGCUUCUCAUUUUGACAGAAAAAAAAACAGAGCUGUAGUGUAACAACCUAUAUGACACUUUUGGCUGUGUCCAAAUUCAGGAGCUUUAUCCUUCAAAGGCCAAAUUUGAAGGCAGAUUAUGUCACAGCAGUGCAACAAAAGCUGUCCAAAUUCGAAGGCACGUCCACUUGCGAAUGUGUCCUCCUUUUACACUGAUUUCAGGGAAGGGUUUGGUGUAUCCUUCACAGCCUACCCUAUCCCAAGAAGCAUUGCAGGCCGACUGGGAGACUGUUGUGCUUGUAAUGACCGACGAAGCAGGAGACAAAUAUUUUGUUAAAUUUCGAUCUUCGUCACUUCAGAGCGGUAAUAAAGCUGAAGUUUAGACCGUCCAAAUUCACAGCCACUUUCUUUUAGUCUUCGUGGUCGACUAAGGACCCAGCCCACAUUGGCCGGUUCCUUCGAAGGAAGCAGCCCCUGAAUUCGGACAAAUCCUUAGAGUUGCUCGAUUCAUCUGUUUCAGGUUUGGUUCGUCAGACACUUUAAAGGUGAUCUCCAUGUUACUACUUCUGUAAUUGUUGUUGGUAGUAUAUUUUCUUCUACUUUUAAUGGAGCAUAGUUAAAGUACGACAGUUAUUUCAAGGUCUAAGGAGUGUUGACAGAAAACCAUUUUUUCUAAGCGUGCAGGAACUUUGGCAGAGAAAUAAACUAGUUUUUAGAAAAUUGUGAUUUAUUGUUUUUUUUUUUUUUUCAUAAAAUAAACUUUAUUUUCACUGAAAACAGUUUUUUCUUCA
Austrofundulus limnaeus is the source of this 4898-nucleotide messenger RNA. RefSeq names its product transmembrane protein 200A (gene tmem200a). Lineage: Eukaryota; Metazoa; Chordata; Actinopteri; Cyprinodontiformes; Rivulidae. The transcript has 5 exons. The record is from RefSeq and is a predicted model, not a curated record. Bases 845 to 2458 code for a protein of 537 amino acids.